Messenger RNA from Callorhinchus milii (elephant shark), 2855 nucleotides. It is a transcript of the gene fkbp14, whose product is annotated as FKBP prolyl isomerase 14. Bases 146 to 799 code for a protein of 217 amino acids. The record is from RefSeq and is a predicted model, not a curated record. The transcript is spliced from 4 exons. Gene Ontology annotation, molecular function: calcium ion binding; peptidyl-prolyl cis-trans isomerase activity. Lineage: Eukaryota; Metazoa; Chordata; Chondrichthyes; Chimaeriformes; Callorhinchidae.
GAGACCCCCAGAGGGAGAGGGAGGGACUGGCGUUCGGUGCCACGUUUGCUCCCAUGUCUGAGGGCAGCGGCUGCGGGGAAGUGCAGCGGCUGCUCAGGGAGGGAAGACUUGCCGGGGGCUUACCCGGGGGGGCAGUCCUGCCGCCAUGCCGCUCGUGCGUCCUCCACAGGCCCGCCGGGCGCUCGCUUUCGCCCUGCUGCUGGCGGCCUGCGUCAGCGGGGCUCUGAUACCAGAGCCAGAGGUGAAGGUCGAGGUGCUGUCCAAGCCUUUCAUCUGUCAAAGGAAGACCAAGCUCGGCGACAUGUUGCUGAUGCAUUACUCCGGCUUCUUGGAUAAGGACGGCACCAUGUUUCACUCAAGUCAUAAGCAGAACAACGGGCAGCCAAUCUGGUUUACGCUCGGGAUUAAAGAAACCAUCCAAGGCUGGGACCGAGGUCUACAGAACAUGUGUGCAGGGGAGAAGAGGAAGCUGACUAUUCCACCAGUCUAUGCUUAUGGGAAAAAGGGAAAAGGAAAAAUUCCCCCUGAAAGCAUUGUGAUAUUUGAAAUUGAGCUUCUUGAGAUCAGAAAUGGACCAAGGUCUCAUGAUUCAUUCAUGGAAAUGGACCUCAAUGACGAUUGGAAAUUGUCCAGAGAUGAGGUGAGGCACUAUCUCCGCAAAGAGUUUGAAAAAUACGGAGUUCCACAAAAUGAGACCCAUCAGGAGAAUCUGGUGAAAGACAUCUUUGACCAUGAAGAUGAAGACCAUGAUGGGUUUAUAUCUUCCAGGGAAUUUACCUAUAAGCACGAUGAGCUGUAAUUUGGUUUUUGCUCCAUACCAGCAUACUUGGACACUCUGCGUGUGAAGUUAUGAGUUUAUUCUCUGAACAGAAAAGUAACCAAUAGAUUAUAGCUCUGUUUAUUCCAAGAUUACAAAGUAAACCAGAUGUGUAAAGUUGUUUUUAGUAUUUUGUAAUUCCAAUGUAUUGAUGCUCCUUUUAAAAGAAGAUCAUGGCUGAUCUAUUAUUCUGCAAUGGCUUGUUCAGAUAUUCUGGAUGUGCAGUGAGUGAAGCCAUUUUUGUGCUGCUGCCAUUACCUGUGGUACAGUAUUCGGAUCUUAGGAACAUUCAGAACAGUGUUACUGACACCCUCCAGUUGUACAGUGUUUGUUUAGAAAGAACUUUUUGCCAUCACUUCAAAGAAUGCAAAGACCUAACUGUCAUCAUGGCAUUGGAAGAUGGGGUAGAGUCUAAUGAAAAUCUGUUAUAUCCAGUCAAUUCUUCAACAUGGGACCUGACAUCCAUUUUACACUAUUAUCUUCCUGCCAUUGAUAUUUGCUUUAAUUUAGUGUGUAAAAAGCAGUAAACCUGCAGCGAGGAGUUGAAUAUAUUUUUAAAAAAUGACUUGGUACUAGAAGUGGAAAAUAUUCACAUCAUCUUAACUUUUUUUCCCAAAUGGAAAUAGACCCUUAACACCAAACACAUUUGCAAACUAUACUCAGAUGUCUAUAAUUGGACCAAUCCUUUUGGCACAGCUCUUGUAUAAUCUUUUGCCGCCUUUAAAUCAAAUUGUUGCAAGAAGAUUUCCUAAUGCUACAAAAGCCAAAGAUCCUAGGCUUUUAUUAUAAAUACAGACUUGUGAGGGUUUAGUGUUCCUACUAUCAGAAUUAUUGAUGAAAGUAUAAUCCUCAUGUACUUGAUCUUGCAGAUUAAAUACUAGACAAAAAUAUGCUUACUUAAUCGAUGCUUCAUUAACUUACUUGGAUUGGGAGCUACAAUUCAACUGACACUUUCUGAUUAGGAUCAAGCUCUGCAAAUAUGUGCAGUGUUUUUGUUUUGAGGUUCACACUAUUCCACUGAUGUCUGGUUCAGUAUGACCUGCCAGCAGAUGGGUACAUAAUUUCAACCAUUAGAAACCUGCAUCUUGCCAGCACUUUAGAUUUGAGGUCAGUGAGCAGAGCUCUGGAUGAUUCUAUAUAUGUCUCUGGUUUCCCUGAUUAGAAAUCGGACCAAGUAGGCAAUAUAACCUCUCUAAUAUUGGAGCCAAUGUAUUAUUGGACCAGAAAUCAAUUUCAUUUGUACAGAUCAGGGAUACAACUGAGUAAUUGAUCAGGGUGAAUCGGCAGAACUUGAUCAACAUCUAAAGAUAAAAUUAGAUAAUGUGUCAGGUGUGACCCCACUUUCCCCCGCCCCACCCAUUGCAAGGCUUUUCCUUCUGCUCCCUUAAUGCUGAAAGUUUAUUUCAUUUUGCAAUAGGACAAACAAUAGUUAUACUCAGAUAUUGAAGUUUUACAGCAGACUUUGCUACUACACAAAAAAAAUGCAAUGUGACUGAAGCCUCGCCCUCAUUACGUUUUACCCCCGCUUUAUGUGCCAAAUGCUUGAUUCAGUUCCUUGGCAUACAAUAACACCUGCAGUAAGUUGUGGCCUGGCUCCAUUACUUGGUUGGAUAGCUCAGGAAACAGAGAAUAGAUGUUCUGUGUCUUUUGUAUCUUUAAUUUAUGGAAACUGUCUCUGGAGAUGUUGGAUUCACAUUACACAUGUAUUUCAGCGUCAGGACCCACAAGGCAAGUGGGACAGGCUUCUAUAUGUCAUGGGACAAUGAUUUUGAGCAAUGAUUUUAUCUCAUUAAUGCAGGAGUCAAAACAACACGCAAUUGGUUAGGAUGGUCUGAUUUAACCCAAAUUGAAAUCUGACAUCUUGCCACUGGUUUAUCGUGUUUUAAAUACAAAAAGAUAGGUGCACAAUAACAACUGUUGUUGCAUCUUUAAACCAUAACAGGAGCUGUUAAAAAAAACCUUUACUAAUGGACCAAAUAUCAUUGAGCCUCCAGCUUUGUAAUUCUUUUAUAUGAAAAUAAACAUUUUCUUACACCUC